GCAGAACAUAAAGCCCUAGUCAUAUAUGUUUUUGUUUUUUCCACAGCCCCACCUGCGACCACUACUAAAUUCUCUAAAAUUAUCCUCAUAUACACACACGCUUUUACAAUACACACACCACUGUAGGCACCACAGCACCAAAAUGGCGGCGGCGGCAGUCCCAGCAGCAGCUCAGGAGGCGCAGAACCGAGAGGCGUUUCGUCAAGCCGUGGUGAACACUCUAGAGCGGCGGCUGUUUUAUAUACCAUCGUUCAAGAUUUACAGAGGUGUUGCUGGGCUUUUUGAUUAUGGGCCUCCGGGUUGCGCCGUUAAGGCCAAUGUUCUUGCCUUUUGGCGUCAGCAUUUUGUUCUCGAAGAGAACAUGUUGGAGGUUGAUUGUCCCUCUGUGACACCAGAGAUUGUGCUUAAGGCUUCAGGUCAUGUCGACAAGUUCACAGACCUGAUGGUGAAGGAUGAAAAGACAGGUACUUGUUACCGUGCCGAUCACUUGCUCAAAGACUUCUGCAAAGAGAAGCUAGAAAAAGAUGCUACCCUCACUGCUGAGAAAGGAGCAGAAUAUAAACAUAUUCUUGCUGUACUGGAUGAUCUUUCACCUGAAGAACUGGGUGCAAAAAUCAAGGAAUACGGGAUUACUGCUCCAGAUACAAAGAAUCCACUCUCUGCUCCCUAUCCAUUUAACUUAAUGUUUCAGACGUCAAUUGGUCCAUCUGGUUUGAGUCCAGGAUACAUGCGCCCUGAAACUGCUCAAGGUAUUUUUGUUAACUUCAAGGACUUGUACUAUUACAAUGGGAGCAAGCUUCCCUUUGCUGCUGCUCAAAUUGGCCAAGCUUUUAGGAAUGAGAUAUCUCCCCGCCAAGGUCUUCUAAGGGUUCGUGAGUUCACACUGGCUGAGAUUGAACAUUUUGUUGACCCUGAAGAUAAGUCUCACCCAAAAUUUGCAGAAGUUGCAAGCUUAGAGUUCCUGAUGUUUCCAAGAGAAGACCAAGUGUCUGGACGAUCUGAAAGGAAACUAGUUAUAGGUGAAGCAGUUGCUCAGGGAAUUGUCAACAAUGAAACGCUAGGCUACUUUAUAGGGAGAGUAUAUUUGUUCCUGACUCACUUGGGAAUUGAUAAAGAGCGAUUACGUUUCCGGCAACAUCUGGCAAAUGAGAUGGCACACUAUGCUGCAGACUGUUGGGAUGCUGAGAUUGAAUCUUCGUAUGGCUGGAUUGAGUGUGUUGGUAUUGCUGAUAGAUCUGCAUACGAUUUGCGUGCCCACAUGGAUAAAAGUGGUGUGGCUCUUGUGGCACAUGAAAAAUUUGCAGAACCUAAAGAAGUGGAGAAACUUGUUAUAACUCCAAUCAAGAAAGAGUUGGGCCUGGCAUUCAAGGGGAAGCAAAAGAUGGUGGUUGAAGCGCUGGAGGCCAUGGGAGAAAAAGAAGCAAUGGAAAUGAAAGCUGCUUUGGAGUCUAAAGGAGAGGUGGAUUUCCGUGUUUGCACUCUUGAAAAGGAUGUCACUAUAAAGAUGAACAUGUUGACAAUCUCCAAGGAAAAGAAAAAAGAACACCAAAGGGUGUUCAUUCCUUCAGUAAUUGAACCAUCCUUUGGUAUUGGAAGGAUCAUCUACUGUUUGUAUGAGCAUUCAUUCUAUACAAGACCAAGUAGAGAUGGGGAUGAACAGUUAAAUGUUUUUCGUUUUCCUCCACUGGUAGCACCUAUAAAGUGCACUGUUUUCCCUUUGGUUCAAAAUCAAGAGUAUGAGGAAAUUGCUAAACGCAUUGCCAAGUCAUUGAUUGCUGCUGGGAUAUCUUAUAAAAUUGAUAUAACAGGUACAUCGAUAGGCAAGCGAUAUGCCAGAACAGAUGAAUUAGGUGUCCCAUUGGCCAUUACAGUAGAUUCAACAACCUCAGUGACAAUUCGGGAGAGGGACAGCAAGAAGCAGAUUCGUGUGAGCAUAGAAGAGGUUUCAUCUGUGGUGAAGGAAGUGACCGAGGGUCUGAGCACAUGGAAUGAUGUAUUGUGGAAAUACCCAACCCAUUCGUCUUGAUUGCGCUGGCCUAUGUUGGAGGGCUAUAGUUUCCUGUCUCUUUAUUGUAACCCUAUAAUGUUCUCUCUUUAUUUUGACCCUGUAAUACUAUCACAAAAUGGAUACAUGUCUAAUAGACAUUACAGUAACUAUGCAACUCUGAGCCCCAUGUUUUUGAGCUUGAAAGGAAAGACUUUAUAAUGGUCGCUUGAAUUCUC
Messenger RNA from Daucus carota subsp. sativus, 2223 nucleotides. RefSeq names its product glycine--tRNA ligase, mitochondrial 1. Gene Ontology annotation, biological process: mitochondrial glycyl-tRNA aminoacylation. The coding region runs from base 26 to 2026 and encodes 666 amino acids. The record is from RefSeq and is a predicted model, not a curated record. The transcript is spliced from 9 exons. NCBI's taxonomy places the organism in Eukaryota, Viridiplantae, Streptophyta, Magnoliopsida, Apiales, Apiaceae. Gene Ontology annotation, molecular function: glycine-tRNA ligase activity; ATP binding. Gene Ontology annotation, cellular component: cytoplasm; mitochondrion.